Molecule: messenger RNA, 234 nt
Organism: Caenorhabditis remanei
Lineage: Eukaryota; Metazoa; Nematoda; Chromadorea; Rhabditida; Rhabditidae
Exons: 2
Coding region: 1-234 (77 amino acids)
Source: RefSeq, a predicted model, not a curated record
AUGCCCAGCAUCCCAGGACACCAGCGUAAUGUGUCACAAGGACAACAUCUUAUAAUCGAUCGCGGAGCCGAUUCUGACGAAGAAGACGUCGAUAAAAUGGCUGGAAAAACGGUGGCAAGCGACACGCGGAUUUCAAUGGAAAAUGACGAUGCACCAUAUGGGAAUGGUGGUGUCUAUCCGGGUAGUAGCCCACCGUUCAGUCCGAGUCGACCGCAGGAUAAUAAAUCGACGUAA